Molecule: messenger RNA, 5092 nt
Organism: Ochotona curzoniae (black-lipped pika)
Lineage: Eukaryota; Metazoa; Chordata; Mammalia; Lagomorpha; Ochotonidae
Gene: BMPR1A
Product: bone morphogenetic protein receptor type 1A
Exons: 12
Coding region: 218-1816 (532 amino acids)
Biological process (GO): dorsal/ventral pattern formation; protein phosphorylation; BMP signaling pathway
Cellular component (GO): plasma membrane; signaling receptor complex
Molecular function (GO): transforming growth factor beta receptor activity, type I; ATP binding; SMAD binding
Source: RefSeq, a predicted model, not a curated record
UACUGUCUUGGAAUUCAUGAGAUGGAAGCAUAGGUCAAAGCUGUUUGGAGAAAAUUGGAAGUACAUUUUUAUCUGGGCACAUAUCUAAGGAGAAAACAGUGGGCGUUGGAGGCUUUGUCAAGUGAUUGUGGCCUGCCACUAGAACACCUCCCUGAGAAGGUCACCCAAAGAUCAUUUGUUCAAGGUGACAGAGGACAGGCAACACUGAGGGUGAACAAUGACUCAGCCCUGUAUCUACCUUCGAUUACUGGGAGCCUACCUGUUCUUCCUUUCUCAUGUUCAAGGACAGAAUCUAGACAGUAUGCUCCAUGGCACUGGGGUAAAAUCGGAGUCCGACCAGAAGAAGUCAGAAAAUGGAGCCACCUUGGCCCCAGAGGACACGUUGCCUUUUUUGAAGUGCUAUUGCUCAGGACACUGCCCAGAUGAUGCGAUCAAUAACACAUGCAUAACUAAUGGACAUUGCUUUGCCAUCAUCGAAGAAGAUGACCAGGGAGAAACCACAUUGGCUUCGGGAUGUAUGAAAUAUGAAGGAUCUGACUUCCAGUGCAAGGAUUCACCCAAGGCCCAGCUGCGCAGGACAAUAGAAUGCUGCCGCACCCACCUGUGUAACCAGUAUCUACAGCCUACACUGCCCCCUGCUGUUGUAGGUCCGUUCUUCGAUGGCAGCGUUCGAUGGCUGGUUGUGCUUGUGUCCAUGGCUGUCUGUAUAGUUGCUAUGAUCAUCUUCUUCAGCUGCUUUUGUUACAAACAUUACUGUAAGAGCAUCUCCAGCAGGCGGCGCUAUAACCGUGACUUGGAACAGGAUGAAGCCUUUAUUCCAGUGGGCGAGUCAUUGAAGGACCUGAUUGACCAGUCACAGAGUUCCGGCAGUGGAUCUGGCCUGCCUUUGUUGGUUCAACGAACCAUUGCCAAACAGAUUCAGAUGGUGCGGCAAGUUGGUAAGGGCCGGUACGGAGAGGUGUGGAUGGGUAAAUGGCGUGGAGAGAAAGUAGCAGUCAAGGUGUUUUUCACCACGGAAGAAGCCAGCUGGUUCCGAGAAACAGAAAUCUACCAAACAGUGCUGAUGCGCCAUGAGAACAUACUCGGUUUCAUAGCAGCGGACAUUAAAGGUACAGGCUCCUGGACUCAGCUCUACCUGAUCACCGACUACCACGAGAAUGGCUCCCUCUACGACUUCCUGAAGUGUGCUACCCUGGACACCAGAGCGCUGCUCAAGUUGGCUUACUCGGCUGCCUGCGGCCUGUGCCACCUGCACACAGAGAUUUAUGGCACCCAAGGAAAGCCUGCCAUUGCCCAUCGUGACCUGAAGAGCAAAAACAUCCUCAUCAAGAAAAAUGGGAGCUGUUGUAUUGCUGACCUGGGCCUCGCUGUCAAAUUCAACAGUGAUACGAAUGAAGUUGACGUCCCCUUAAAUACCAGGGUAGGCACCAAACGCUACAUGGCUCCCGAGGUGCUGGACGAGAGCCUGAACAAGAACCACUUCCAGCCUUACAUCAUGGCCGACAUCUACAGCUUCGGCCUCAUCAUUUGGGAAAUGGCGCGCCGUUGUGUCACAGGAGGGAUAGUCGAAGAGUACCAGCUGCCAUAUUAUAACAUGGUGCCCAGUGACCCAUCAUAUGAGGAUAUGCGUGAGGUCGUGUGCGUCAAGAGGUUGCGGCCCAUUGUGUCAAACCGGUGGAACAGCGACGAAUGUCUGCGGGCCGUUCUGAAGCUCAUGUCAGAAUGCUGGGCCCACAACCCUGCCUCCAGGCUCACAGCACUGAGGAUCAAGAAGACACUUGCCAAGAUGGUCGAGUCACAGGAUGUGAAGAUCUGAGCACUGUGAGCAGUGCAGAGGCCAGGCCUGCACCGCAGGGGGCUGCGCCCAACCCGGGAUCGCUGGAGCCGCGUGGGACAAGGCCAUGCCCACACCACGCCUUCCCAGGCUGCUACUGUCACGUCCUUCUGUAUUCUAGAAUACAAGCGGAGAGCUUGUAGACACUUCAUUCUUUAUAUAUGGACAGCUGUGUUUUCAUUGUGGUAUUUGAUGCCUUUGUUUUUUUUUAAUUGGGUUUCUAUGGACAUCAAGACUUCAGUCCUGAUUCACGAGUCUCCUGUGAGACACUGUUCACUAGGUGGUGCUUUCCGUGAAAGCCUAAGAAGAGAAUUCAGCCGAGAUGGAGAACCACGCUUUGCCUUCUCUUGGAGGACGCUUAGCCUGUCCGGCACACUCACCUCUGGGUAGCAGCCUUGACAUGACAGCAGCUGGGAGACCCUCCUGGGGCUGUGGCAGUGUGUCAUGCCUGCCUGGAUCACCGAGGGAAUAGGAACUGCCUUGGGAGCUAGAAGAGCGUAAUACCCUCGUGCACAGGGAGACAUUGGCGGCUGGUGGCUUUGUGCUAUAACCAAGAGGCACCCUCCUCCCAAGAAGUGGGGCGCAUCACCCCCCACUCACAUCACCCGCUGGCGUCAGCGUUGGUGUGAAGACCAAAGUCUCAAGUGCCGGGGCACUGGGACUGUUUUCCUCCCGUCACCAUCUUUGUGGUUCUGGGGGGUGUUUUGCCAGGAGAAGCACCCUGUCUGAAGCUGGAGCUUCCAGGGCCACAAGCCAUGCUCACACAGCCAUGCCUGCGCAGAAAGCCUGGUUGCUGUGGUGCCAGUGCCUUCUGUGCUCCUCGUCCUCAGCCACUUUUAAAAGGGAAGUUAUUUGUUUUGUGUGUAAUGUGCUUUGCCUGCAGAACACCUGCUCCUUGACAGCCCACCCCAUCUCUCGCGUGUCCCUUCAUACUGCGGAAACCGGCCCACCGGCAGGGUAGGCACCUGAGCCAGCAGAACUGCAGGGGGGAUGUGCAGAGUGAAUGUAGCUGCGACCAGGAAGUGUGGCUGGGCUUGUUUGCUCCUGGCAGAGCUGUGUCAAGAUCUCAGUAUUCCUUUAUGAAAGGAGUCCCCCAUUAGAAACUGGGGUGUUGGAGCCGACGGAAGUCUGUGGGUAGCUGUCGAGUCCAGUGGGAUUUGAGACUUCCUGACUUUCGUUCCCCGACUUGUGAAGAGUUGGGACAAGGGCUCCAUGUCCCGUUACAGUGUGUGACUGCACUGCACAGCUGUCACUUCGUCGGUACCAUGUGUAGAAGCUGUCUCUAGGGAUGCCGCCAAGCUGCCCGUGCCACCUGUGCUGGCCAGCUCCUGGUCCAGACACACAGCUCGUGAGGGCAUCCUGUGAGAUGGUUUCUUUGGCAUGUGGUAUGAUGUAAUCUCACUAAUCCCACAUGGUCAGAAAGGUGUAAAUUAAACAGAGGCAGUUCACAGCAUAUGUGCUUAAAUUAUCAAAAAACCUGGCUGUCUUUUAAGGCUAAAACUCACACAUUUUAUCUACCUACACAUCACAUUUCACAAAUUGGAAACUUGCCUUAAGUGUUUGGGUUGCUCACUGUGUUUCAUCUAAGAUGCAUCCGAGUCUGAAGUGUCUGUGCACAGAAGUCAGUGUGCAUUUGAGAAUACCAGAUAACUUACCUUUUACAUACAGUCCCCGUCUGCAUAUCAAGAAGUGUAUCUGACUCAAAAUUGCCCUGUGGUUUGAAACACUUAGAUCUCAUUAACUUAGUCUAAAUUCAUCUUGAUUCAUUUUUUACUUGAUGAACUAAAAAUCUUGGUCAUCUUAGUAUAGCAAAUUUACUUCUGAAAGGCAGACUUUAUUCUUAGAAAUGAAAAACCUGGCAGAGUAGAUGAGAUGACUGUGGAAUGAGCCCACUGGGACUGGUGAGGGCGAUUCCAGGAACUCCCUGAAGAACCUGCUUCUUGAUAAAACACGUUUCCUAGGCUACCAGCCACCAGAUUUGAGAUCCUGAAAUCUAAAAAGAAAAUUACAUGAAGCUUACUACUUUGUCCCCAUCUUACUCUUGAAUUUGAAGUUCACCUAGUAAAAUGAAAGAACCUGUCAGCCAGUAACAGGAAACACUGCCUCUACCACUGCUACGAAUUUAUAAAACCCACAAAGUUCCAAAGUCGGCAUUUUACAAAUGCCUGCCUUCAGCCAGCCAUCCCAUUCAGUAAUUUAAACAUAAAAACAAAAACCUAACCUACCUGAUUGUGAAAACAGAGAGCCUUGGUGAGUUUUCUUUCUACUGCUGCACAGCUCCAGGAGGAAAGGUGCGUUGGGAUUUGCUUCUGUUUCUGAGGCAUAAGGUGGAGUCGGCCUCUUCAUGUGUCCGCAAGUGUUGAUAAAUGUGGCAGGUGGCCUUUCCUUGUGACCUGAGGAUCCCGUUGCCCUGCAGCAUGCCAGCCGGCUGCCCGAGCCACGCUGCACGGAGACUCGAGGCCUUGCUUUUCAGCUGCCACAGUUAGAGGACGAAGCCAGCACGGUUCUCAAAGAAUCUGGCAUCUCGAGGGAACCCCCAAGAUCAAAUCUGAUACUAAAUAAUUUAUUCCAAGGUGGAUUUUUUUUUUAACGUUACAAGGCAUUUCUUCUCAAACAUAUUGUUUUGAAUUAUAUCUAAACAUCUAAGACAUUUUCAGGCACAGAAAGAAGAGUUGCAGCUCUUGUAUUGUUGAAAACAGUGGCAGUGUUCACAAACAACUCAGGUCAGAUGUUAAAAUCGUCACAUCCUUGACUCGCGCUGUCUUGGGGGUCGCCAUGGAAACCACAGAGGGGAGUCCUGCCCGAAGGAGCAGAUGUCCCUGGGCACCACCGGCAGCCUCGUGUCGCGGCCGUCCCACGGGGAAGCGUGCGUCCGGCUUCCGCAAGGGUUAGCUCGCUGCACCCAUGCUCUGUCCUAUGCUUUCAAGUGGAAUUAUUUAAUCCCUUAGAGUGACCUUUGUGCUUUCCAUUUAAAAAUGAAAAUGUAGUAUAUACUGUAUAAAGUAAAGAUAUCAUUAUAGCCUAAUUAGGGAAACUGUACAUAGAUAUUGAAAGGGUAAAAAUGAGCAAUUUUAUUAUGCAAUUGUAAAACACCAAAACCAAGAGACUCAUCUUUGAUAUGUAACACACUAAAUGUAUUUUGUACAGCAUCUGGUCUGAAAGGUGCCUUAUUAAGUUUACCAUUAAUUGCUUUGUUCUAUAUACAGAUUAUGUCCAAUGUAUCAUUUUUAAGUAAAUAACCUUAUUUUAGUAUACUUA